Messenger RNA from Zea mays, 1675 nucleotides. Its product is annotated as vesicle-associated protein 3-1. Gene Ontology annotation, cellular component: endoplasmic reticulum membrane; plasma membrane. Gene Ontology annotation, biological process: endoplasmic reticulum membrane organization. The transcript is spliced from 8 exons. The record is from RefSeq and is a predicted model, not a curated record. Bases 156 to 776 code for a protein of 206 amino acids. NCBI's taxonomy places the organism in Eukaryota, Viridiplantae, Streptophyta, Magnoliopsida, Poales, Poaceae.
CCAACGCCUCACACACACACGGAGAGAGAGAGAGAGAGAGAGAGAGAGAGAGAGAAGGGGAGGGUAGGCAUCGAAAUUCCGAAUCCCCACCUCGUCGCUCCCACCACCACCGCGGAUUGCGUCCCGUUCGAUUGCGCAGGAGUUUUUGUUCCAGGAUGAGCACCGAGUCAGGGGAGCUGCUCGGGAUCGACCCCGUCGAGCUCCGGUUCCCAUUCGAGUUAAAUAAGCAGAUCUCCUGCACGCUGCAACUCACGAACAAGACAGACAAGCAGGUCGCGUUCAAGGUCAAGACAACGAGCCCCAAAAAGUACUGUGUUCGGCCAAACAAUAGCAUGGUGGUGCCCCGGUCCAAAGCUGACAUUGUUGUCACAAUGCAAGCGCAAUGGGACGCGCCACCAUACAUGCAUUGCAAGGACAAAUUCCUUGUGCAGAGCGCCAUCAUGGCCAAGGAGAUCAUGUCGAAGGAAGUCACUGGAGACAUGUUUACCAAAGAUUCAGGCAAUAUAGUGGAUGAAGUGAAGUUGAAGGUAGUUUAUACAGCGCCAUCGUCCUCUCAAAGCGAGGGAUUUGAGGAUGGUAAUCUCGGCAGUUUGAGUUAUCAAGAGGAAACAAAAGAACCCAAAGAAUCAGAAAAAAUAAUCUCUGAGGUGAACCUCUUUUAUAUAAACAUUGUCAAGCUGUACCUACUAAAGAUCCUAGGUGUAGUACUUUUGCACUUGAAAUACUCAUACCUCAAAAGUGACCAAAUUUGUAGCGUCAGCAAUCCAUUUGCUUAAAUAUUGCAAAGAAGUAGAAGGAAUUAAUCAUUGCUCUAAAUGUAUCACUUGAGCUCAUUUCGGUAUCUGUUUGCCAUUGGAUGAAAACUUUUGAAGAUUCAGAAAUUACAGAUAGCCUAUCUUAGAUAGUUUAUCUAAUUGCAUUCUACUUGAAGCAAUCAAUACUUGAAGCAAUCAAUUUUGCCAAACCUGGAAUUGGCAAAAUGGUGCUACCUGGUGACUGAAUGUAUUACUAUGGCGCAUCACAGUGUAUGUCUGCAAUUGCUCUCAUAUGGUUAUAUUGCUCCAGGUUUGAUAUUGAAACGGGACUCUUGACUCGUUAUUUGAAAAGUGCUCAGAGAAGGCCAAUUGCAUUAGGCUCAUUCUUCCCAGCAUAUCUGACACACCUCUUCCAAGGGCAGCUCGAUGGAACUGAUUGAAUGCAAGAUGUAUUGUUCGUAGCAUGCAUCAACACAACUAGAAUUUCACUAUAUCUUGUAUAAGUAGGUUCUAAUUUUUUGGCCGUUCGCAUAACAAUUUUUGAAAAAAACAUGACAUAAUUCUAUCAGAACAUUUACGGUGUUCUUUUAUUGUUGAAUAAAACACUAAAUGCUAAGGCAUGCAUUAAUCCAUACGUCUUGUGAAAUGCUACGGUCUAGGAAAAAAGUGUGUCUAAAAAAUACAACAAUCUUUUUUCUCUAGAACUGAUAUGUGACAUUUGUGUAUUUUUUUGAAUCUUAGAAGAACUUCCAGGUUAAUAUGGACGAACUGAACCAUCUCCUCGUAUCUAAGAACUUGCAAGUUGCAGGUUAAUAGGAUGCCUGAUGUAAGCUUUGUUGGGUUCAUGUUGAAUGUAUUUUUUUGAAAUGAUAUUGUUUUUGGUGACUGUAAAAAUUAUGUGAGCAUGUUAGUUGAUUCUC